CAGACAAAAUGCAUCUUUAUCCAAUUGGUCGUAUUCUCAACUCAAAGCCAAUGCAACCCAGCCACUUCUCUAUUACUUUCGCAGACCUUACUGUCUUCUCCGUCCUUGCACUCUGUCCGAUUUACCGCCUACUCACAGAAGGAUUCACGGUCCGUGCGUUGCUAUGGAACGACUAUAUCUGCUUGUUUGCAAUGGUUCUCUUUGCAUUCAACCGGAGGCCUACCAUCAUCCACACAAUUAUUGAAAGCGAGAAAAAAGCUCAAUGGUGAAGGUCUCUCUCAAAGUUGUAAUGAUUACAUUUAGCGCAUUUUGGCGUUAUUGCCAGGAUACCUAGGCAAACGAAAUGGAAUGUUAUAAUGAUAAGUAGGCAAACAGGC
Molecule: messenger RNA, 377 nt
Organism: Aplosporella prunicola CBS 121167
Lineage: Eukaryota; Fungi; Ascomycota; Dothideomycetes; Botryosphaeriales; Aplosporellaceae
Exons: 3
Coding region: 9-269 (86 amino acids)
Source: RefSeq, a predicted model, not a curated record